Messenger RNA from Corylus avellana, 876 nucleotides. The record is from RefSeq and is a predicted model, not a curated record. NCBI's taxonomy places the organism in Eukaryota, Viridiplantae, Streptophyta, Magnoliopsida, Fagales, Betulaceae.
AUGGGUGGCAAGUCACACCUAACACAAGAGCUAUCCUUGGCGCUUAACAAUUUUGUGGGAAAGAUUCCAGAAGAAAUAGGCCGCUUGCAGAGGUUAUCUUUCUUCGAAGUGGUGGGCAAUAAUCUGACCGGUAAGAUCCCUUAUGCCUUUUACAAUAUAUCAACAAUGAGCAUCAUAUCAACUGCAGUUAACUAUCUUAGUGGCACUCUUCCAGCCAACAUAGGCCACACUCUCCCUAAUCUCAAAAUUUUGUCCAUCUCGACCAAUCAAUUCUCUGGUCCAAUCCCACUUUCACUGUCCAAUGCUUCUAAGCUUCAAGUGCUUGCUUUUUCCAAAAACAAUUUUGUGGGACAGGUUCCUACUGAUCUGGGAAACCUGCCAAAUCUUUGGUGGCUAGGUGUUGAGUAUGGAAUGGGUAGUGAUGCAUCAAAAGAAGAAGAUGUCUAUAGCUUUGAGAUCUUCGCAUUGGAACUGUUCACGGGAAAGAGGCCUAUUGACAAAAUGUUUGAAGAUGAUUUCGACCUCUAUAACUUUGUUAAGAUGGCAUUGUCAGAAAGACUUAUGCAGAUUGUAGAUCCAAACUUUCUCACAAGAGAAGUAAAUGAAAUGUCAAUGCCAAUAGAAAACGCUAGUUACAAGUAUGAUCAUCGCGAUGAUAUUGAGGAGGAAGAGGAAAGUCACAUUGAGAACCUAAGCCGGAUGAAUGCCAAUAUGCAGAAGUGUUUACUUUCAGUUUUCAAAAUCAGUCUUGCUUGUUCAUUGGAAUCACCAAAGGAAAGAACAAAUAUGCAGGACGUCACUAGGGAACUACAUCGAAUCAAAAAUGCUUUUCUAGGUAUUGGAUAUGGACCAACUCAGGAACAUGGAGCUUUGUGA